UCAGUGCAUCAAGGUCCAGUUUGCGCAGAACAUCCCCGUUCCUCUUCAACAGGAUGGAUCAGAUUCUUUUUGGGUGGGCACUUUCUGCCCCUCCUCUGGAAACUGACGAAAUCGUGGGUGGACAUGGAAUUUGAACUUGCUGCCGGCUCAUGUCUCCAGUCUUUUCGUGGGCACCAGGGAAAGAAAGAGCACUGCAGUCUGCUGCUCACUAUUGGAGCAUCAGAGAUACUAGCACUUUUUUUUUAAAGGAUUGCAUUUGGAGGAUCAGGAAUAGCCAAGACUGCCUUCAGGAAAAAAACUGAGAUGUUGGACGUUAAGCACAUCCUCUGGUUGGUCUGUGCCUGCAGCGCUGCUGUUACCAAAGAUGACUCUGCUCGUAGGAUGAGGGUGAUGAUUUCUCAAGUGAGGGGCUCGCUGGCCGAGCAGGUGGUCCUGCCCUGCUAUUUCUCCAUCCUCCCGCCUCCUACCGGCAGCUCCAGCACCUCCACCACUGCAGCCAAGUCCCCCAGCUCCCACCCAGACCAUCUCCGCAUCAAGUGGACUAAACUCGUGGGAGAUGAGGAAACCGUAGUGCUAGUGACCCAGAAUGGGUUCCUGAAGAUCGGGCCGGAGUUUAAAGGCAGGGUAUCGAUUCCCAGCCACUUUGAAGACAUGGGCAACGCAUCUCUGACCAUAGAGAGGCUCAGGGCCAGUGAUGCGGGCGCUUACCGCUGCGAGGUCAUGCACGGCAUUGAAGACACUCAAGACUCCGUCUACCUGAAUGUCAGCGGUGUUGUGUUUCAUUACCGCUCCAGCACCAGUCGCUACACUCUAGAUUUCGAGCGAGCCAAGCAGGCCUGCAUUGAUGUGGACGCCACCAUCGCCACCGCCGAGCAGCUUUAUUCUGCCUACGAGGACGGAUUUGACCAGUGCGACGCCGGGUGGCUGGCCGACCAAACCGUCAGAUACCCCAUAACAAGGCCACGUGAAGGCUGUCACGGCGAUAUGGUUCUGAGGCCAGGAGUCAGGUCAUACGGACUCCGAAACUCCUCUGAAACGUAUGAUGUGUACUGCUAUGUAGGGAAACUGCAAGGUGAGGUGUAUUUCACUGCUGCUGAUGCUGGGAUGACUCUAGCUGAGGCCAGGGAGGAGUGCGAGAGACAGGACGCAGUUUUAGCGUCUCCAGGUCACCUGCAUGCAGCCUGGAGGGCCGGCUUGGACCGCUGUGACUUCGGCUGGCUGUCUGACGGCAGCGCCCGCUACCCCAUCUCUGUACCCAGAAUGCAGUGCGGCAAAGGACAGAUGGGUGUGAGGACUAUGUACCGCUUCAGAAACCAGACCGGAUUUCCCUUACCGAGCGAGAAGCUGGGUGCUUUCUGUUUUAAAGGAUGGGAUCCCACAACUGUACCCCCAGCUGGACCAACAACACCUCCAGUUAUCUUAGACAGCCAUCUACUCUCUUCCCUUAAAGCAGUCUCUUCUGUGCCAGCCCAUGGCACCACAGAAGAGCCACCAUCCAUGUUCUCUGCAAGCAUGGCUCCACGUGAUAGAGCCACUCCUGAAACGUAUGCCUUUGCUGAAGCCAUUGCUGUUGUACCAACUGAAGCUGAAAGAAUUUUGGAUAUGGAAACCAAAAUAUUUAAUGACUAUGAAAACACAGACAGCUCCUUGGUGCAAGGGGUACCCCAUGAUAUAGAUAACUACUUUGCUGUCCAGCUACCCUCAGCUACACCUACCACACCUGCAAUGCCACAUUAUUCAGAUUCAGUCUCUUCUAUGCCAGCCCAUGGCACCAGAGAAGAGCCACCAUUCAUGUUCUCUGUAAGCAUGGCUCCACACGACAGAGGUGCUCCUGAAGCAAAUCCCUCUGCUGAAGCCAUUGCUGUUGUGCCAACUACAGCUGAGACUGUUUUGGAUAUGGAAACCACACCAGUCCCUACUACACCUGGAAUGCCCCAUUAUUCAGAUUCCUUCUUCUCUAUCCAUCUUCCCCGUCAGCCCACCGCAGGGAACAUGCAUCCUGGGAUGGAUACUCCACAUGGGGGAGACAAUGGUGUGGAGGGUAGCAGCAGUGGUGACACGGACACUUCUGAGAGUGUGAUUCCUACUUCACCUGUGUUUACUACAGACUUGCAAGGAGAUCCAGACAAGCCAAAAAUUGUGUACAAAGAGGAUGAAACCACAGCAAACAUGACUGAAGGAAGUCUGGAGUCCACUUUGCUAACCCCAGAUUUUAGUGAAGUGAACUUGCACAGCCAGCAGAAUGACACCAAGAAGGAUGUUGACUUUCCACUGGGCAUUAAUGUGUUCGUAUACAACAUUACACAGGGAAAGUCAUCAGUUAAUGCUGUUGAUGAUGAAGGAGUUGCUGCUGUUCUAAAAUUCAUUGAAGAAUCAAGAGUUUCUGCUGGUGUUGAAAAUGAGCCACCUUUAGUUGAGACCUUUAGUGGAGACCUAAUAGGUGAAACAUCAGCUUCUGUUACCAUCACCCCAAAAGUGAGUUUCGUUAAUGGAAAGCACGAGUUGACUCUGAAACCAGACACUGACCAAACUCUGGAAGCUAGAGGAGACCAGUUUGACACUGCUAUCCCACCAACAGAAAAAAACAUCCCAGAUAAUGAGAUAGAAAUACUUAAGGAGGAUGCUGAAGGCACCACAUCUUCCCCUGAAACAGACGUAUCUGGCUCAAUGGCCACAAGCCCAACUGAGCCUCCUUUCUCACCAAAGAGCUUGGAAAGUAUAACCAUGACAGAGCUACCCACAUUUUCAACCAAAUCUCCAAGCCAGGAAAUGACCCCACAAACCUUAUCAUUUAGCAAGCAUGAAGAAGGUUCGGGGUUGCACACAACAGAUGAUGAAGAGGAACUGACCACCUUGGAAGGUUCUGCUGAUGACACAGCUGAACCAACUAAUGGCCAAUAUGAGGUGGCUACCGAUGAGACUGAAAUAGCUGAAACAGGGAAGACUAUAACAGCAUUUGGGGUUGACUGCAAUACCAAAGGACCAAUUGUCACAACAACAGAAGCCAGCAUUGUAGAAAUUAAGGAAACAGAGAACAGAGAAAUGAAACCAGAAACAGAAGAUUUUGAGGGCUCAACCUCCACUGAAGACGAGGGCUCAGGACCAGAUAUAUAUGCAACAGAAGAAUCAAAACACACAACUUUAUCUCCAUCUUUCACUGUAUCAUCUCACAGCUUUAUAAGUUCCUUAACAAGUACUCAUCCCAUAGAUCCAAGGCAACCUGUUAGUUUAGCUUUGCCCAGUAUAGAGCCUACGAUUCGGGUGGUUUCAACGGAGGCAAUCUCAGAAGAAAGCACUCCUUAUAUUACACACUCGGAGAAAGACCAAGACACAAGUACAACUAAAAAUCCUUUAUUGGUGCCUGAUAUUGAAAAAGAUGUAACUACAAUCUUCACCAUCUCUGACGACAUUAGCUCUGGUGAUCAGCCAACUGAAGCAUUCACAAAACAGCCUUUCUCUGCAACUACUGUUCCAUCUCUUCUCAUUCAACAAACUGAAGAAAUGAGCGUUGGUGCAUAUGAUAAAGCAACUGAAGUAUUUGAAGGUUCUGCAGAAGACACAACACCAUUGAUUUUCAUUAGUGUCCUAACCCAAACAAAAUUCACUACCCAAAGUUCAGAAACCACCAUUCUGCCCACGGAUAGUCUUAGAGCAGUAAUGUCUUCCUCCCAAGAAACUGUUCUAAUCCAAAAAACACCUUCAGAAGAGGCAACAACCUCAGUGCAGUCAUCGGGGACUUCAGGUUCACAAGAGACAGAUCUAAUUCAAGAAUCACCUUCAGAAGAGACAACCACCCCAGUGCAGUCGUCGGGGACUUCAGGUUCACAAGAAACCGAUCUAAUCCAAGAAUCACCUUCAGAAGUCACAACCAGCUCAGCGCAGUCAUCGGGGACUUCAGGCUCCCAAGAACCUGUUCUGAUCCAAGAAUCACCUUCAGAAGAGACAACCACCUCAGUGCAGUCGUCGGGGACUUCUGAUUCACAAGAGACCGAUCUAAUCCAAGAAUCACCUUCAGAAGAGACAACCACCCCAGUGCAGUCAUCGGGGACUUCAGGUUCACAAGAAACCGAUCUAAUCCAAGAAUCACCUUCAGAAGUCACAACCACCUCAGUGCAGUCGUCGGGGACUUCUGAUUCACAAGAGACCGAUCUAAUCCAAGAAUCACCUUCAGAAGAGACAACCACCCCAGUGCAGUCAUCGGGGACUUCAGGUUCACAAGAGACCGAUCUAAUCCAAGAAUCACCUUCAGAAGAGACAACCACCCCAGUGCAGUCAUCGGGGACUUCAGGCUCUCAAAAAAUGGUUCUGAUCCAAGAAUCAACUUCAGAACAGAGUAACACCUCAGUGCAGUCAUCGGGGACUUCAAUCUCCCAAGAAACUGUUCUGAUCCAAGAAUCACCUUUAGAAGAGACUAACACCUCAGUGCAGUCAUCGGGGACUUCAGGCUCCCAAGAAACUGUUCUUUUCCAAGAAUCACCUACAGAAGAGACAACCACCUCAGUGCAGUCAUCGGGGACUUCAGGUUCACAAGAGACCGAUCUAAUCCAAGAAUCACCUUCAGAAGAGACAACCACCCCAGUGCAGUCAUCGGGGACUUCAGGCUCCCAAGAAACUGUUCUGAUCCAAGAAUCACCUUCAGAAGAGACAACCACCUCUGUGCAGUCAUCAGGGACUUCAGGUUCCCAAGAAAGUGAUCUAAUCCCGAAAUCACCUGCAGUAGAGACAACCACCUCAUUGCAAUCAUCAGAGACUUCAGAAGAGAUAACACAAGAAUUAUCACUUUCUACAUUUGGAUUCUCAACUGAGAAAUCUCUCACCUCAUUUACCCAAGUUUCCAGUUAUCCCACCACCAGUGUUGCUACAGACUUAAAUGUGAAAGAGUCAGUUCAGGUCUUGGAUAGGGCAACUACUUCUGCUAAAGAUGAUGUUUUCACCACCCCCAAAGCCACAAGUACUGUUGCAUUUGAAGAGAAUGGUGUAGAUUAUGAAGAUGUGUUGGGUUCUUCAAUUGUUGAAGGACAACCACCAUCCAGGGAAGGGUUCACCACAAGGAAACCAGAAAUCUGGACAGAUUCCAGCUACACUGUUGAGAGCCGUAUGGAGGAUUUGCAAGGUUUCACACUUUGCUCUGUCAGUGUGUGUGAAAAUGAUGGAACUUGCUAUUCGAAUGGAAAAAGAAACAUAUGUGUCUGCAUGCCUGGAUACAGUGGGGAACAUUGUGAAAAUGACGUUGACGAAUGUCAGUCAAACCCUUGUCGCAAUGGAGGAACAUGCAUUGAUGGGUUAAACACUUUCAGUUGUGUCUGUCUGCCCAGCUAUUCAGGACCCCUCUGUGAGCAAGAUACGGAGGUUUGUGACUUUGGCUGGCACAAGUUUCAGAGUCACUGCUAUAAGUACUUCACACACCGGCGGACAUGGGAAGCAGCGGAAAGAGAGUGCCGUCUUCAGGGUGGCCACCUCACCAGUGUCCUGUCCCAUGAAGAGCAGCUCUUUGUUAAUCGUUUGGGACAUGACUAUCAGUGGAUCGGAUUGAAUGAUAAAAUGUUUGACAAUGAUUUCCGCUGGACUGAUGGACAUCCUAUGCAAUUUGAGAACUGGAGAGCGGGUCAGCCGGACAGCUUCUUCUCCUCAGGCGAGGACUGCGUUGUGAUGAUCUGGCAUGAGAGCGGCCAGUGGAACGACGUGCCAUGCAAUUACCACCUGACCUUCACUUGCAAGAAGGGCACAGUGUCCUGCGGUCAGCCUCCUGUCAUAAAGGACGCCCAUAUCUAUGGCAGCAUGAAGGCGCGCUAUGAGAUCAACUCUCUGGUCAGGUACCACUGCAAGGACGGCUUCAUCCAAAGACACGUUCCCACUAUCAGAUGCCAAGAAGAUGGCCACUGGAACAAGCCUAAAAUCACAUGCUUGAAUCCAUCUACCUACCAGAAGAUGUAUGCACACAAAUAUCAAAACAAUAACUAUUACAACAACAGUAAGAGACGCUACAGUGAGUCGACGCAGUACCGUCAAGGCUGGUCAAAAACAGCAGAUGAUUCCAGACACUGAUCUCCAUCCAGAGCUACAGAUGCUUCACAUCUACAGAGAAGGUCUAAAGGGGUGAAGCCAAACCAUGUGCCUGAUGAAUGUUUUAGAGCUGAGAAGUGAAUUCCCCUGAGGGACUGCAAAAAAACACCACCACCCACCCACUGAGAGUGUACUUUGACUAUGCAACGGUCAGCAUUGCAUAUUGUAAUAAUGUUUAAAUUUUUUGACAUGGGGAGGGGGUUUCUGGUUGAAAUGUAUAUAGUAGAGAUAAUGAACAAGUAAAAACAGCUGUGAAUGGUGACUGUUAUUUGGUUUAAUCCAUUUUGCUUAUGAAGAACUGGAUUUCCUGUUCUCUCUGGCACAAUAAGAGAGCACUAUGGUACGAGCAGAGUAUAAACAGAACAAUUACAGUACGCAAGAGUAAAAGAACAAUAGGCAUUAUGUUGUUCACAUUGUGGUGAGGGGGGUUCAAAAGAGAUGUCACGGGGCUGGAGGACAAACAAUGCUGAAAGGACUCAUGACUGGAACACAAAUCUUCAACAUCGUCUUCCCCGGCAGCAUCCUCACUGUUUGUGAGGAUUGCUCCGAUAACAUCAAACCAUUGUACACUCUCAUAAUCAUAUUCUCAUAUGGCUUCAAAAUAUAUAUAUUUCUUUUCUUUUUUUUCCUUUUUUUUUUUUUUUAUAUGUGGGUUUGUAAUAUAACCAUUUUUACUUUUUUUAUAUGAAUGUCAUGGUAAAAUAUGAAAAUAUGAAUACUGUAUGUGUGGUUGAAUGAACUAGCAUUUCUGUCAAACAUUAUUACAAAUGUUACAUGAAGCCAUAGAAGUUUAAUUUAUUGCUGAAGAUACAUAUAACGAUGAAUGAACUGUGAGAUUUUGAAAUAAUAAAGCGCUAUUAGAAUAUUAUGAA
Carassius gibelio (silver crucian carp) is the source of this 6935-nucleotide messenger RNA. Its product is annotated as versican core protein. Gene Ontology annotation, molecular function: hyaluronic acid binding; calcium ion binding. The transcript is spliced from 15 exons. The record is from RefSeq and is a predicted model, not a curated record. Bases 304 to 6045 code for a protein of 1913 amino acids. Lineage: Eukaryota; Metazoa; Chordata; Actinopteri; Cypriniformes; Cyprinidae. Gene Ontology annotation, biological process: cell adhesion.